Messenger RNA from Rotaria sp. Silwood2, 735 nucleotides. NCBI's taxonomy places the organism in Eukaryota, Metazoa, Rotifera, Eurotatoria, Philodinida, Philodinidae. The record is from the annotation of a GenBank genome assembly.
AUGAUAACUAUGAUUCGAAUGAUCUUAAUAUUUUUUUUAAUAUUUUCAAUUGAAAUAAAUGGAAUGCGUCGUUGUAUUAAUACAGGUGUUUUUUUUUUGGAUACUAUUGCACGUUCACCAAUUGUUGUUUAUGGUAAAUCAUUAGGAAAACGAAUUAAUGUUGAAACUGAUACAGAAAUUUUAUUUAAUAUAACAUUUCGUGUCGAUUGUAUAUUUAAAGGACAGAAUAUUGAAAAUCGAAUUGAAAUAAUUGAAACAGGAAUAAAAGAAGGUCGUAUUGCUUGUCAACGACUUGAUCCAGGAAAAUUUUAUGUUGUUUUUCUUGAAAAAUGUGCAACAAAUAUGAAUAUUUAUUGUUCACUUGAUUUUCAAGAACGUUUAGUUGGUGAUUUAACACUUGAAUUAUUAGAAAGAACAUGUCAUUUAAAACGUAUUCCACCAUUAAAUUCAUCUUCAAAUAAAUGUCCAAAUGUAUCAAUUGCUAAAUAUUGUCCAAAUGAUGAUAUUAAUUUAAAAAUAAAGCCAAAAGGAAUAUUUUAUGAUUUUAUAAAUACAAAUAUGAAAUCAUUAUUUAAUAAUGAUAAUCAAUUUCAUCGUCAAUCAAAUAUAACUAUAGUUAAAGAUCAAUCAUUAAUUAAUCAAUAUGAAGAUAAUCCACGUAGUUAUGCUUGUUUAUCAACAUUAAAUUCUGUAUGGAUUAUUAGUCUUGUUCUUAAUACAUUAAUGUUUAUCUAA